UCUCAAACCGUUUACGAUAGUUUAACUGAUAACUCACUGAAUCAUGGCUAAUUGUGAUUUUCUUGCUAAAGCAAUCGAAAUAGUAAAAAAAGCUACAGAUGAAGAUAACAAAGGAAACUACGAACAAGCAUACAAAUAUUAUAAUAAUGCUUUAGACUAUUUCAUGCAUGCAAUGAAAUAUGAGAAAAAUGAACGAACGAAAGAAUCCAUACGUAAAAAGUUCACCGAAUACCUCAAUCGGGCUGAAAAACUAAAGGAAUUUUUAGCAAAUCAAGAUGACAGCCGCCAGAAGAAGGCUAUUGGAGCAAAUGGUUCCGAAAAGGGAGGCGGAGGUGGAAAAGGAAGAAAGAAAAAUGGCAGCGAAGAUGAUGACAAUGAAGAUGCAGAAACUAAAAAAUUACAGAGCGCAUUAACAAGUGCCAUCUUGAGCCAAAAGCCCAAUGUACAUUGGGAUGACGUUGCUGGACUAGAGACGGCUAAAGAAGCAUUAAAAGAGGCUGUGAUUUUACCUAUCAAGUUUCCUCAAUUGUUCACUGGCAAGCGGAAACCAUGGUCGGGUAUAUUACUAUAUGGCCCUCCUGGCACUGGGAAAUCUUAUCUUGCAAAAGCGGUUGCAACUGAAGCCAAUUCUACUUUUUUUUCAGUUUCCUCAUCUGAUUUGGUGAGCAAAUGGAUGGGUGAAAGUGAACGUCUUGUCAAAAAUCUUUUUACAAUGGCUCGUGAAAAUAAACCUGCAAUCAUUUUUAUUGAUGAAGUUGAUUCACUUUGUGGACAACGUGGUGAAGGUGAAAGUGAAGCAAGUCGAAGAAUUAAAACAGAGUUUCUCGUUCAAAUGAAUGGCGUGGGAAAUGAUCCAAGUGGAGUUCUUGUGUUAGGUGCAACGAACAUCCCAUGGCAAUUAGAUAGUGCCAUUAGACGAAGAUUUGAAAAAAGAAUUUACAUACCACUUCCAGACUUUAUUGCAAGAGUUGAAUUGUUUAAAUUAAAUGUAGGCAAUACACCUUGCACUUUGACUGAUAAUGAAUUUGUACGCUUGGCUGAAACGACAGAAGGAUAUUCUGGUUCUGAUAUUGCUGUUGUUGUACGCGACGCUUUAAUGCAACCUAUUCGUAAAGUUCAAACCGCAACACAUUUCAAACGGGUCGACGCAAAUACUAAACUAACUCCUUGUUCACCUGGCGACGACGGUGCCAUGGAAAUGAGUUGGAUGAAAGUUGAAUCUGAUCAAUUAAAGGAACCUGAAUUAACUAUUAAAGAUUUUGAAAGAGCCAUACAAGUUUCUAGACCUACCGUUAACGCAAAAGACAUUGAAGAACAUACGAAAUUUACAGAAGAUUUUGGACAAGAAGGAUAAGUAAUUUUAUAACCGUACUUAAUUUUAUAGAUGUACUAAACAAACAUAUAGUAUCUUAUAAAAACGUUUUGUUAGAAGGAAGGUAUUAUACAAUUGCUCAAUUAUUGUUAUUAGUUAUUAUAUUGAUUUGUUUUAUAUUUAAAUUUAUUGAGCUUCU
Messenger RNA from Rhizophagus irregularis DAOM 181602=DAOM 197198, 1511 nucleotides. Its product is annotated as Vacuolar protein sorting-associated protein 4. Gene Ontology annotation, molecular function: ATP hydrolysis activity; ATP binding. Gene Ontology annotation, biological process: vacuole organization; endosomal transport. The record is from RefSeq and is a predicted model, not a curated record. NCBI's taxonomy places the organism in Eukaryota, Fungi, Glomeromycota, Glomeromycetes, Glomerales, Glomeraceae.